Messenger RNA from Physcomitrium patens, 2024 nucleotides. RefSeq lists its product as uncharacterized. Lineage: Eukaryota; Viridiplantae; Streptophyta; Bryopsida; Funariales; Funariaceae. The record is from RefSeq and is a predicted model, not a curated record.
GUGAAGCUCGCUUGCUUGCUGGCUGGCUGGCUGGCUGCGUGAAUGCGACGAUGAUCGCUGGUCGAGAGGCUCUAAUGGAGCCAUCUGGUGUUGCGUCGCCGAAGCAAGAGCGCUGCACUAGUGAAAGGGCCGAUUCCAGCCAAUACCCGUCUCUUGAUUUCCCCUCAAAUCCCCUUUUACAGUGGACAAUGCCCCACUGUGUGGCAAUAAUUGGAGUUCAUGUGUAGUUUGCGGGAAGCGUGAGGUUGUAGCUGGAUUGAUUUGAUCCCUGCAACCGAGUUGGUCCCCGGGCCCUUGCGUAGUUUAGCUGCGAGAGCCCUGAGUAUUUGUGUGGUCUUUUGUGUUUUUAUUUUGGGUGUUAGAGAAGUGUGGUGACUAUGGCAUCCAUGUCCCUCUGCCUGCCUCCUCGUUUGUGUCUUCACCGCUUGCAUUGGCGGCCUCAUGGGGUUGUGUAUCAACCGACGUCGAUGUUGAAUGGGUCUGCACUUGUUUCCAAGAGUGGUAGCACUUCAUCACGUUUCCUGGAUUUGAGGUUACGAGAAGGAUAUAGGAUUCUAAGGUGUUCUGCUUCUACGAAUGGCGACACUGCAACACCUGAGUCACCUGUUUCCCCCGAGACCACAAAUGGUUCAGUUAGGAGCUCAAGUAGGAAACCUCAAGUGUGGGUGGCAAUUGGAAUCGCUAUUGUUGCAGUUGGUUUGGUCGUCUCAGGCAUUGUGCGAACCAAUAACUUGUUCGGGAGCAAUCAAAGGGAGGCAUCGCAGCUAUUAACAGACAUGUCAAUAUCUGCAUCCUCCUCCCAAAGCGUAGAGCAAUUUACUGUGAACUGGUUUGGGCGCAAGUUUUUUCUUAGUGAAAGAUCUCCCGGGUAUAUGUACUUUCUAUUGCUGAUGGCGGCGGGUUUUGGUCUAUUUGUGAGCGAGGAGGCAUUGAAUGUUUGGGUUGGUGGCACGUUGGGACGUAUGCUAAUAUGGAAUCAGUCACGAGAUGCCUUUUUAUCAUCAUUAUCAGCAAAUCUGCCAUACAUUCUUUCGACUGUAAUAUGGGUCUACUGGGGCGUUUGCAUCAGUGAUAUGGUACCUUUCUUUGCAGGCAGACAGGCUGCCAAAUCUGGAACUGGCAACCGGAUAUGCGAGAAGCAUUCUGAGUGUGUUACGUAUCCUCUGUGGGAUGCACAGCUGGGAGUGAGUCAGGAGAAAUUCGACAAAAUAAAAGCCAACGUGCAACGACAUGGGAAUCUGAUUGGAAUUGUUGAGCGGUUUUCGUUGGGCAUACGCAACCCCACCUCAUUUCUUGCGGGAUUUGUGGGUAUUAAUCCAACGAACUAUUUCGCUGGAGUUUGUGCUGGUGGUUUGAUUACGCUUCCUUUACAGUUGAGCGUUGGGGUAGUUCUCCGAGACCGUCCUGUUGCUGCACUAGCCGGAGUUGCUGCUGUCGUGGGCAUCUGGACACUGCUUCCGUAUGUGGCAGCAGGGAUUGGCUCAGUCGUAUACUUUACACGCCAGCGCGGCAGUAAAUAAUCAACAUUCAUUUUUUAGGAAUAGUAUUCAUGAUACUUUAUCUCGAGUGUUCUCUAUUCAAUUUCAUGACAUUAUAAACGUGUUGAUGGAAAUUUUGCGAAGUUUAACAGUCCAUUGUAGGUUUUGCACAAAUUUAUUCCGUAAAUCUCUUCGUAGUCUACAAGGAGUAUAAGGAGCUUAAUAUGGUGGUCAUCCGCAACGGUUUGGAUUUGUUGCCGGCUCUCAAAUGUCUCAAAUUUGGUUGUGGUAGCCAAUGCUUAGACGUACAUUCACAUUUUUUCGCUGUUCAGCUGACAAGUAUUUUUAUGAACCAUAUGUUAGGCACUUGUAGUCCUUGUCUUUCUAAAAUUGAUGUUAGCAUUAGAUUUCCUGAGUGAAAAGUCUCGUUUGCCUUAUAUGCAUUGGAAGAGAUUUUCAAAGCGUACACUAUUAUGAGUGAAGGAAGUGCACCCCAAUUGUCCGGAAACUUCAUUUGAUUUGUCUAUGGGACCUCAUCUCUAAUUA